GUGUUUCCAUGGGCAAGUUUACUAGGACGGACUAGGACGCAGUAGGACGCGCAUUCCUUAUAUGGUCAACGAUAUGACGUCAUGGCGCGUCCUAGUACGUCCUACUUCUUCACCGGGUUUUCGUCCUACUGAGUCCUAGUAUUCAAGACGCUUAUACGUUAUUUUCCGUUAUAGCGACUUUCGAUGUUUCUCGCAGAUGACAUUUUUGCGGCUUUUCUUCGUGGGGGAUCCACAUGGGUUUAAACUUGUCAGUUGUAAGUAAUGGCAUUGUAAGAUGCGGUACCGUACCUCAACCUUCAAACUCACGAUGGCAGAUGAAGAAUUAGUGUAAACGGUACGGUAGCAGACUAAACAUUCAACGGUACCGUAUCUCUCGAUAACUUUUUAUGUAGACUAAUGCUUACUUCUCAAGCCUGUAUUCUUUUUAUUUUUGUAUCACAUAUGCCGUAUGGACAACCUAUUGGACCAUUAACUUAUUUAAUUUUCGUGAAUGCUGUGAUUGCUUCAACAACUGUUGGAUUAGUAGCAUAUCUUGAUAUACGGACACCAACAGUAUCUACAAUUUUUCGUCCAAAACAUUGGCAGAUUUAAUACUAGACAAAUACAAAAUGUUCAGUUGGUCACCAGAAGCGACAUUUGACUUGAUCGAUGCUGCUAAGCAGGUUAAGCUGGUUGAGAAAAGCGACAGCACUGCGGUUAGAAAUGUUGUUGUGAUGAAGGAGGUGGCGAGAAUGCUAGUGGAGAAGGGAUAUCGCGAUAUGGACGUUGUUACUGUGAAGAACAAGUGGAAGCGAUUAAAGGCAAAAUAUAAUCAUAUCAGAACAAAAACGUCACAAUCUGGAGAAAGUUCUAGGUCUGCGUUGAAUUGGCCAUAUUUUAGGGCCAUGCAUGAGCUUCUUGGCUCCAGACCAAGAGUGCAGGCCUUGGCCUCCAUGAUUGGGUGUUGA
This is a messenger RNA of Styela clava, 947 nucleotides long. The record is from RefSeq and is a predicted model, not a curated record. NCBI's taxonomy places the organism in Eukaryota, Metazoa, Chordata, Ascidiacea, Stolidobranchia, Styelidae.